Messenger RNA from Rhodofomes roseus, 1539 nucleotides. RefSeq names its product Alpha/Beta hydrolase protein. Gene Ontology annotation, biological process: proteolysis. NCBI's taxonomy places the organism in Eukaryota, Fungi, Basidiomycota, Agaricomycetes, Polyporales, Fomitopsidaceae. Gene Ontology annotation, molecular function: serine-type carboxypeptidase activity. The transcript is spliced from 13 exons. The coding region runs from base 1 to 1539 and encodes 512 amino acids. The record is from RefSeq and is a predicted model, not a curated record.
AUGUUCUCGGCACUCCUACAGGUCCUCAUUGCCCUCACUGCCCUCUUGGUCCUGCAAAACAUCGAUGCUGCAGCGAGGCGAACGUUCACGAAGGCCGACCUGAGGGCGCGGCAGGAGGAAGCGGUGAAGAGGUUGGGUCCGCAGCGUCGCGCGGCGUCGAGCAGCGGAGGGCCAGGGACGGUGAAGAACAUCACCUUCACGAAUCCCCGCGCAUCUGUAGAGUUCUAUGUCGACGGCUCGACCCUCCCACUUGUCGAUUGGGACGUUGGUCCAAGCUGGGCAGGUUUACUCCCCAUCAGCAAUAAAACAGAUGAGUCACGGCAGCUCUUCUUCUGGUUCUUCCCACCAGGCCCUGAAGGCAGCCUGGACGACCUGAUAUUCUGGACAAAUGGCGGGCCGGGCUGCUCCUCCCUCGAAGGUGUGUUGCAAGAGAACGGGCCUAUCAGUUGGUCUUGGGGCCAGGCGAAGGCGACGCCGAACGAGUACAGCUGGACCAACCUCUCUAGUAUUAUUUAUGUCGAGCAGCCAGUUGGGACGGGGUUCUCGCAGGGCACGCCGGACAUCAAUAACGAAGACGAGCUCGCGGAGCAGCUGGUUGGCUUCUUCCAGCAGUUCUUCGGCGUCUUCCCCGAACUCGAGGGCAAGAACUUCUACCUGAGUGGCGAAAGUUACGCGGGCACCUACAUCCCUUAUAUUGCGAACUACAUAUAUGACAAUCCCGACUCCAUCCCUGUGCCUUUGAAGGGCUUUUGGAUAUCUGAUCCCUCGGUCUCGUGGGAUGUCGUACAAGAGGAGAUCCCUGCAGUCGCUUUCGUGCGCAAGUACCAAAACGUGUUCGCUCUUAACCAGACAUUCAUGGACUACCUGGACGAGACAGCCGCCGCCUGCAACUACGCAGACUACAUGGAGAAAUACGUGACGUUCCCGCCACAGGGCCUCCUUCCCCUGCCGGGGUCGAGCGUCGAGUUCGAUGAUGGAUGCGACGUCUGGGACGCGAUAUUCUCCGCAGCGUUGUUGGUUAAUCCUGCCUUCGAUAUCUACCGCAUAUUCGACACAUACCCGAUUCUGUGGGACGUCCUCGGAUUCCCUGGUUCUUUCCCGCAAACGCAAGUCUCACCCUUGUACUUCAAUCGUGACGAUGUCAAGGCGGCCAUCCAUGCGCCUCUGAACGUGGACUGGACAGAAUGCUCGAACAUCAAUGUCUUCCCGAACGGUGACAGCAGCCUGCCGCCGGCCCUCUCGGUCCUUCCGAGUGUGAUCGAGAGGAGCGAGAGAGCUGUGAUUGUGCAUGGUCUGGCGGACUUUAUCCUGAUUGCCGACGGGUGCGUCUGGCAAUGGAACGGCCUACAAGGCUUCCAAACACCCAUCCAGAACGACAGCUUCAUCGUCGACGGCAUGGGAGCCCUCGGGAACGUCCACUCCGAGCGGAACCUGACAUACUUCGAAGUCGCGUUGUCGGGACACAUGGUACCACAAUUCUCGCCCGUGGCUGCAUUCCAAAUUAUGCAGUACUUGAUGGGAUUCAGAGAGAUGCCGUAG